GCACUGUAAGACAACGGUUGCGGCACAGUAUCACACACACUCACGAGUUUUUCAGUGGUUAGUAGCAAAUCUGGCCACCAGAUAAACUUGUUUCACAGGCCAACAUGUCAGUUUUGUGUUAUAAUAAGGGAUGCGGACAGCGGUUUGAUCCAGAGAGUAACCCAGACGAUGGCUGCACCUAUCAUCCAGGAGUCCCAGUAUUCCACGAUGCAUUGAAGGGAUGGUCUUGCUGCAAGAGAAGAACUACUGACUUCUCAGACUUCCUCAGUAUUGUUGGCUGUACAAAAGGUCCCCACAACAAGGAGAAGCCCCCUGAGCCGGUGAAGCCGGAUGUGACAUCGUCAGGAGAAAAGAAAGACACAGAUGACCAAAAACCAAAGUUUAACGAGUACAUCAUCUCUGCACCAAAGCCUCAGGAGGCGAUACGCAGACCGAGUGCUGAUGAGCCGAUGGCGAGAAUGCAGCACAAAGUCUCUGGUUCACUGAAGCAGGCCCUGGAGAAACUGAGGCUUUCUGAGAGCGCCGCAGAGACGAAAGAGGAAGAUAGUGACGAGAUCAAGAUUGGAACGUCCUGUAAAAACGGAGGAUGUACUAAAAGUUUUGAUGGACCUGCAAGCGAUUCGGAUGUGUGCUUAUAUCAUUCUGGAUUUCCUAUCUUCCAUGAAGGGAUGAAAUACUGGAGCUGCUGUAAAAGGAAAACCUCAGACUUUAACACCUUCCUCUCUCAAGAGGGCUGCACCAAGGGAACACAUCUAUGGAGGAAAAAAGAUGCGGGUAAGAAGGUGGUUCCAUGUCGGUUUGACUGGCAUCAGACGGGGGCGCAGGUCAUCAUCUCUAUCUACGCCAAGAAUGCCGUACCAGAGCUCAGCUACGUGGAUGCAAACAGCACCACGCUCAACAUCCAUGUUAUAUUUGAGGGAGAGAAGGAAUUUGUGCAGAAAAUCAGCUUGUGGGGAGUGAUAGAUGUGAGUAAAAGUAUAGUGAACAUGAUGGCCGCCAAGAUCGAGGUAGCCAUGAAGAAGUCCGAGGCCAUGUCAUGGGCUCGCCUGGACCUUCCUCCCCCUGUCAUCCCACCCAAGGAGAGCGAGAAGAAAAAAGAGGAGGCUGACAGCGAGGAUGAAGACGAAUGAUGAGGAAUUACAAUGAAAACAGUUAGCUGAAUCCAAGCCACACAGUCCAUUCCUUACCUCUUUUUAAGAGUCACCUCUUGCUGUCAUGGAACUUUGGCCAACAUUAUAGUGUCUCCCCUUCCAUUCUUAUUAGUCAACGGACUUGAUUUUGCCUGUUUUUCUGGAGUUAUGGUCCUUUUAUUGAUCAUAAUGUAGGUUGGAAUGCGAAACAAUCUUCAGGUAUUUUAACGACAGUUUUUCACUCGAGUGCUGAAGGAUAAUGGGGGGAAACACUGACUUUUCAUAGACUUUCAGUCGAGUCAAACAAUGACACACUUGUUAAUUGCACUGAAAUCCCCUGGAAAAUAACACCACUCAGUAAGAUAAGACACGUGUGACCAUGCCUAAUCUCUGACCCAUAAAGCCUUUCAUGUGGACUGCUCACAUGAAGUCAUCACAAUGAAUGAGAGUUAUGACAAUGUUUGGAAAUCCUUUUGCUUCAUAAACUGUAUAAAUUAUUGCAUUGUUUUGUCAUGUCAGUCAAAACGCUGUCCUCCCAUAUCUGUGUGCAGUUUGAGGAUGAAAUUGGGAUGUAUUAAAUGUCCACACUUGAAUGACAUGGAGUUUAUUCCGAAUAAACUUCUGUUCUAAGAAAUGCAAUAGUUCCUCGGGACUCUUAGAAAUUAAAUGUUUGACAGCCGACUAUCCCAACUUUUCCACAGUUAAAAUUGUAGAUUUACUCCAAAUUAUUUUUUGACAUGAUUAUACCUAAUGUAUAUUUUGUACAAGUUUUGCUUCCAUAUAUUCAAUGCUGUAUUUAUCUCAUUUCCUGUCAAAAUGACACGGCGCAGUUUUAAUAAUGACGAUGUACUGUAAUAUCUGAGAAUGCCAAUUGAAUAUGAAGUACUUUGAGCAAAGUGUGCAUUAUAAAAAUGCAACGCUAGACAGCAUGUCACAAGGCUUAGAAUGUAUGAGUGAAGUCUGGCUGAAUGAGAACGUGAUGUUAGGGCAAAACUAUUAGAGAUCCAAUUUAUCUUACCAAAAAUAAACGUUUGUGUUGAACUUUUAAAGCUGA
Molecule: messenger RNA, 2184 nt
Organism: Chelmon rostratus (copperband butterflyfish)
Lineage: Eukaryota; Metazoa; Chordata; Actinopteri; Chaetodontiformes; Chaetodontidae
Gene: chordc1b
Product: cysteine and histidine-rich domain (CHORD) containing 1b
Exons: 11
Coding region: 105-1130 (341 amino acids)
Source: RefSeq, a predicted model, not a curated record